UCUCACGGUAACCAACAUUCCAAAAAACUUUCAUCUCUCAUCUACCAAACAACAAGGAAAAUGGCUAGGAAAUUUGAGAGUGUCAAGGACAUAAGUGAUGCGAAGGAUCUUUGGAAGAUCUCUGUGAAAGUGAAAGAAAAAUGGACUAACGUCAAGGAUGGAAAAGAGUCUACUGAACUGUUGGUUGUGGACGAAAAGGGAGAUGACAUAUCUGUGUUCAUUCCUAAUGAGCUACAUCAGAAAUUUGAAAAAGACAUUCCUAUAUCUGUGAACAACACUUAUACCAUGCAAAAUUUUCAAGUUACCAAAAAUGAUGAUCAGUUUAAAACAUCUUCCCAUGAUUACAAGCUGAGGUUCAAUGGUGGAACUUUAGUCAAAGAUGUGAAUGUUCAUCAAAUUCCUGAUGCAGUCACAAAGUUGAAACCUUUUAGUGAAAUCGUCAAUCAAAAUUUCCGUGAAGAUUUAUUAUAUGAUAUUGUUGGAUUGGUGGAUCAAAUUGGUUAUUCACAGUCUAUGUCUGGAACUAGAAAAGUUCAAGUUAACCUUACUCUUCGAGACCUUAGCAACAUUCCAAUUGCUUGCACUCUAUGGGAAAACUAUGCAGCUAAGUUCUUCAAUGUUCAGAAUCAAGCUAAGGGAGAUCCAAUUAUUGUUUUGAUGAAAUAUGCUAAAAUCAGAAAAGAAGGAAAAUGGCCGUUAACAAUAUCAAACACAUGGAGUACCACUAAGCUUUUCAUUAAUGAAGAAGUUCCAGAGAUUGUGGAGUUCAAGAAAAGCUUAAUUGCCGGUAUUGAAAGCGGUACUGUGGAUCGAUUUGCUGAAACUCCAUCACAAAUGAUGAGCCAAUCGUAUGGAAGUUCGCAGUACACACCGCAACAAAUAUUCAUGCACAAUUCUGAGAUCAUGCCUCUGAGGAAAAUUGUUCAACUACCGCAGGAAACAAAAUGUGUGACCAUUGUCAACACAAUUAAGGUCAAGCCUACAAAAUAUGGUUGGUACUAUUUGACAUGCUUCAAAUGUCCUAAACAAUGCUUUGGUGAAGCUCCUCCAUACAAAUGUGGCGAUCAACAUGAAACUCAAACGGAAAUUCUGAGGUACAAGUUGGAUGUUGAGGUUGGUGAUGGUCAGGCUAAGGCAACUUUUGUUUUCUGGGACCGCGAAUGUGAACAAUUAAUUGGCAAAAGUGCCCUUGUCCUACGAUCUGAGAUGUUGGCGGAUGGAAUCCACGAUCCUCUUGAUUAUCCAGAAGACAUUGAUCUAAUUGCUGGGAAAACUUUAGCUGUUAAAGUUAAGUGGCAACCGAAGUGGAAGACCGGUUCAGUCAUACAAAUCAAUCAAGCAGAUGACUUUAUCAAUGAAAUCACCUCUCAGUUCCCACCUACUGAUGUUCCUCAAGGACUGGUCAAGGCUGUUGCUAAGAAAUUAGCUAUAGAGGACAUUAGCACUGCAGAAUCUGUACCACCAAAUAUAUUUGAAGUCGAGGCUGAAGUUGAGCCUACUCCUACUGCUGAAGAAAAUCCUGAUGUUGAUGACGUUAUACCGACGAUUUCUCUUUCUGCUUCUGAUGAGAUUGAUCCACUCAUUUUUGAAAUGAAGACACCAUCAAAACGGUCAAGUAAUGACCUAACAUCAACAUCUCAAGAUGCUGAAGUUGAAGAUUUAAUUGGAGAAAAGGCAUCAUCUACAAAAUUGUUGAAAGUUGGAGGAAAGGCAGCAGGAAAGAAAGGUCUGAAAAUUCCAAAAAAGGAAAAGUGAAGAGUUCAUGAACUAGGGGUUUAGAAUUAUAAGUGUGUUUUUCCUAAAUUUACUAUUUUGUUUAACUAUUAGGCUGAUCAAACAAGAAUUGUUGUAACAAUCUGAUUACUCUUUUAGUCUGUUUUCGUAUACAAACGCUACGUGUGAUGUGUAUGAUCUUUUGGUUUUAGGUUACGAUGUUUUGGUCAAUUUGUGUCCUUGAACUUAUUCACAAAUGUAGUAUCAAUUAACUAUUAAAAUUGACUAUAUCUUAUUGCCCCU
Molecule: messenger RNA, 2016 nt
Organism: Trifolium pratense (red clover)
Lineage: Eukaryota; Viridiplantae; Streptophyta; Magnoliopsida; Fabales; Fabaceae
Exons: 14
Coding region: 61-1755 (564 amino acids)
Biological process (GO): DNA replication; DNA recombination; DNA repair
Cellular component (GO): nucleus
Molecular function (GO): DNA binding
Source: RefSeq, a predicted model, not a curated record